Coccomyxa subellipsoidea C-169 is the source of this 642-nucleotide messenger RNA. Its product is annotated as riboflavin synthase. The transcript has 5 exons. Gene Ontology annotation, biological process: riboflavin biosynthetic process. Bases 1 to 642 code for a protein of 213 amino acids. Gene Ontology annotation, molecular function: riboflavin synthase activity. Lineage: Eukaryota; Viridiplantae; Chlorophyta; Trebouxiophyceae; Coccomyxaceae. The record is from RefSeq and is a predicted model, not a curated record.
AUGGCUCUCUUCACAGGGAUUGUGCAGGGGCAGGGGAAUGUGGUGAAGGUGCACCAGCUGGAGGACUUCAGGAGCAUCAGCAUCCAGUUCCCCAGCGGCAGCAUGGGCGGCAUCCAGAUUGGCGCCAGUGUUGCCAUAAACGGCACCUGCCUCACAGUGACAGAGAUCGAUGGGGACAGGCUCAAGUUCGACAUCAUAGUGGAGACGUUGAGGGCGACCAAUCUGGGCGCGCUGGAUCUGGGCAGCCGCGUCAACUUUGAGCGAUCGGCGCGCGUCGGCGACGAGAUCGGCGGCCACAAUGUGUCGGGGCACGUGUGCGCGACGGCGGAGGUUGCCGCCAUAGAGGACUCGGAGAACAACCGGCGCAUCACCUUCAAGGUGCCUCAGCAGUUCAUGAAGUACGUACUUCCAAAGGGUUUCAUUGCAGUGGAUGGCAUCAGCUUGACAGUAGGGGAGGUGGGCAAAGACUGGUUCACAGUCUACCUCAUACCAGAGACCCUCAGGAUAACAACCCUGGGAGCGCGUGUUGUGGGGGAUGCGGUAAAUCUGGAGGUUGAGGCGCAGACACAGGCAAUUGUGGACACUGUGGAGAAUGUGGUUGCUCGAUACAUGUCCCAGAUGCAACUGUCAACAGCGUCAUGA